This is a messenger RNA of Paraphaeosphaeria sporulosa, 300 nucleotides long. RefSeq lists its product as uncharacterized. Gene Ontology annotation, biological process: mitochondrial electron transport, NADH to ubiquinone. The transcript is spliced from 5 exons. The coding region runs from base 1 to 300 and encodes 99 amino acids. Lineage: Eukaryota; Fungi; Ascomycota; Dothideomycetes; Pleosporales; Didymosphaeriaceae. The record is from RefSeq and is a predicted model, not a curated record.
AUGAGCUCCAGGACCACCGUGCUGAGGCUCUAUCGCCGUUCGCUCAAGCUGGCCCUUGACUGGGCUGUUCAUAGGUACCUCUGGCGCGGUCAGGCCAUGUACAUCCGUUCGCUGUUCGAGGCCAACAAGACCGUCACCGAGCCGCGCCGACAGAGGGACUUGAUCAAAGAGACAGAGAACCUCCUGGAGAAGUGGAAGCACCCGGAUCCGUACCGCCCACCCACGGCGCCUGGAGGCUCCAAGUACGAGCGCAACCUGCCUGCACCCAUUCUGGACCCUCCUCCGAAGAUGACGUUGUAG